This is a messenger RNA of Protomyces lactucae-debilis, 4900 nucleotides long. RefSeq names its product nucleoporin Nup186/Nup192/Nup205. Bases 73 to 4695 code for a protein of 1540 amino acids. The record is from RefSeq and is a predicted model, not a curated record. Gene Ontology annotation, molecular function: structural constituent of nuclear pore. Gene Ontology annotation, biological process: nuclear pore organization. Gene Ontology annotation, cellular component: nuclear pore inner ring; nuclear pore. Lineage: Eukaryota; Fungi; Ascomycota; Taphrinomycetes; Taphrinales; Protomycetaceae. The transcript has 2 exons.
CAACAACCGCGACCGCGCUCAAAACCUUCAACUUGACAAAGAGAAGCCCAUGGGCAUCGCCUGAUUCCUCUCAUGGCAGCUUCUGAAGUUGGUGCAUCUAUUGAGUACCUUGUCAGCUUGAGGACGGCUCUUGUGAAUUUGCUCGAAGAGUACACAGCAGAUCAGGGAGACGUCCUCGAAGACCACGCCCACACCUUUCUUCCCCUCCUCGAUACAAAGGGGCCCUCGGCUGCAUCUCGCAAGCAGAUUGAAAGCGGCAAAUGUGAUAUUGACGGCGAACCAUGUGAACUCAACAAGGAAUUCAUCGACAAGUGCCUGGCUCUCUCGAAACAUUUAGAGUUGGACGAAGUCCGUGCGGCGGAGCUUUUGCAAGAGGGAGCUUUGUCCAGUACAAAGUACGACAGACCGCCCUUUGCCUGUGCAGUCUUUCUUUACCAUACUAAACGCCAAUUGCUACUCGACUGCAUGCGCCUUGUGUUGGAAUCAGCAGCCGACGAAAACAUCGACAGCGCUGUGCAGCAAAUCUGCGUCAAUUUCAUUGACCGCGUCACUUCCGGAGACGUGAAAGCAUUCAUUGACGCCUGCCUUCGACAGCUGCAGCUCCUGAAGCGUCAAUAUCAGGAGAUUGGCGAUGGAUCUGAGGCGAUGAGGGUGCUUCGCGUCAAUGAGCCCCAGCAAGACGAUGAAAUGUUCCAGACACUCAUCCUUGAUCAAUACGAGUGUCUCGUCCUAUUGCUCUGCAAUUUCUGCAAGCUCCAUCCGGAAGAGCAUCACUUCAUGUUCAGUCAGCUAGAAUCCUUGUCUCAAACCAGUAAGUGGUCGGAGUUUGUUUCUCUGGAUUUGAUUCUGAUUGCGCGCUCGGUACAGAACCUCUCUGCAAGCAGUAGUAGUGUCGUGGCAAGCAGGACCAUUCAGCACGACUUGCUUUCCGCUACAUUUCGCAAAUUGAUUGCAAAGCUGUCGGCCGAGUCAAAAUGGUCGAAUCUCCCUCUCAGGUCUAUUCUUCAAGCCAUCGUUGCAAGCGAGCUUAAUGGUCUUUGUCGCGACCUAGAAAGAGAUUUUGCUUCAUUCGACUAUGACCGGGAUGUGGCAUCGCUUUUCAGCUCGGCCCUUGAAGGCAACGUAUUUCAGCAUAUGCUGACUUCUUACCAGUUUGCGACUUGCGACGUGAGCUCUACGAGUCCAUUUGCCAUUUUUAUUGAACAGGGAGCGUACUCAUUCUACCAGGCAUCUGCUCAUCACAGCAAGCGCAUUCUGCUCGUGGCAGCAUUGACGGAAUGCUACCGAUCCUUUGAGCACGCUUUUGUGACGAACCUGCCGGAUCAGCUCAAAACAAUCAAGUUACGAGCUGAAGAUGACGAGACAGCUGACGAUGAGCUCACGCCGCCUACAGAGAGCGGCCCUCGGCAUCUCGAGCUCUUCUUUGGGCUGGUCCAUACAUUGGCUGUCGAUGGGCCUGAGCAUAAUCGCGAGUUUUGGGACGAUCCUGAUGGCGACUUGCAUGGAUUCCUGGUAUGGGGCUCUUAUUGCGAGGUACCAAGCAUGAUCUAUGCGUAUUGUAUGAUGCUGGGCGCGCUCAUAGCGGAUCCUUUCGGCUCGAAUGCUGCAUUGACCUUUCUCAGCGCCACGCAAUCGCAGCCCGAUGCUGGGCAGCUUUUGCCGUCAUCCACAGUCUCUUGGCCUUUUCUUUUCGAUUCCUUCAGGUAUUACAUACGGCACCUGAACGGCAAAUCGAACGCUUUGUACCAGCAGGACAUCCUUGAAGUGGAUGCUCAAAACAGUCUCAUCUUGAAGUCCUAUCUUUACGUGGCUCGUCAGCUCUCGCUCCACAUUUCGGAGCAGCAACACGUUGUUGACCUAGAUUCCAAGUUUGACUGUCUUGCAAGCCUGUUUCAAUUACUCAGUUGCCCUUUACCCAAACCCCUCUACGCAGAGAUCAUUGAUACAAUCUGCGCAAUGGCAGCACGGCAACACAAUCUACAGAUCAAAUCAUGGAAGCUGUUCGAGACAUGGGUUGGUUCUGGGUUGGCGAAUCUCCAACAAGAGCUUGCCAUCAAAGCUCGAGCACGAGAGCAACAACAACAUGGCCUGGAUGCCUUGCUGUUCUUUGCAAAGAGUUCACCAGAUUUGACAAAAGCAAUUGUCAACUUUCUGCGUGUCCAAAAUCACUGCAUCACCAAUUUGGCCUUUCAGCAAUUGUCUAUGAAUGGCAGUGCAAAUCAGGGACUUCAGUAUGGCGUGGCGCGUUAUGUUGAGGUCGUCUUUGAUCUUCUGGAGCACGUAUGCGCCGUUGAUAACGACUUGUCUGCCAUUACGAGAAUUGAGCUGAUGCAUGCGUGCAUGGCCUACUUUGAAGAGUCCCUUGAUGCCGUCGGUCCGUCCUUGCUUCUAUUAUCUAAAGGCAGUACAGCUCUUGGGGUUAUGGGCAUAAGUGGAGCCGCUCGGGAGCAAUACAUGACCCUGCAUCCCGCCACGCGAGUGCUUUCGCUGUUCGCGAAGGGCACUGGAAGCAAGCACUUGUUCAAUUUGGUGGAGAGUCAUAAUAUACAAGAUGCAACAUUACGCGCGAAGUUGGAACCUUGUUUGGAACAAGGGCUUAAGGUCUUGGACCAUGUGCUCUUCCUGACUCCUCUGUUUGCAAAUCUCGAAGAAUGGACUCACCUGCCCAAGGCAGAGAUGAUGACUGGUCUCUAUGAACGCUUGUUGAGCGACCCGAGUCUCGUGGUUCACUUAUGCAGCCUGUGCGUCUCUGCAUCCCAAAGCCUGACCUUGCCAGCUUUGGCGGUUCUCAGACAAAUACUAGCAUCUUGCGGGGAUGAUCAUCAGCAGCGUGUGCUCAGCAUGCUGGUGUCUGUCGACCAUGUCAAACCCAUUCUUCUAGGAUUCGCCCAGCUCAUCGAGUUGCAUAUGCUCGAAGGUGCUGCGUCGGAGACUGGAACAAAAUCACUGCUGAAUCUCAUACUUGACGAUUUGAUAAAGCAUCAAGGCCGAAUUUGUGUCGCUCACUUUAUCCUUGGAUUUCACGUCAGUAACAAUGCGAGUGUACAAAAGGGUGAUGACCCUGGCCAAGUUGGCUCUGGAUCAUCCGUACUUCAUGCGGUGAUCCAGGCUGCAGCGAGCCCUGACACACAGCCCGAGGCAGCCCUCCUAGCUAUGCAGAUUCUGAUGCAGCUUGUUGAAUUUCCAAUGACUGUGUCUCUGGUCUUUGAAGAGGCUUUGCCAUUGCAAAUCACACAGGAUGCUCUGCAGGCCAUGUCCCGCGCCACUGAUAGCGAUCUGGCUGAUAGUCAUUUUGUCGCUUUACGCCAUACUCUAGAUUAUCGAGCCGCAUUUCAGCGCUACGCAACCAAGGAGCUCCUGUAUCUUGAAGCUUGCGAUGCCAAGACUGACAAAGUGGCCCUGCUCAACAUGCUUGCCUCUCCCAACUCUGAGCAUACCGACGAGAGUGGUCGUACACAAGCGCCCUUAUGCUCCUUUAUGGAUGUUUUCCAGACACGCCUACCGACCCUGCUCGUGCCGCCUCCCAAGUACUUUGUCUUUGAGGCGUUGUCUGUACUGUUGACGGAAGACCCAGACGCGCUACGAACAGUUACAACUGCUGUCAAUUGUCGCCUAGAACAACUUCGUGGGGGUCUCGGCAAGGAACAUGUUGCGGACGCAGUCGCCGAAGCAAGAGAGCUGUGUACAUAUGCUGCAAAUUACCUCGCAACAUCGAAAGCUUAUGCGACACUCGUGGCGACCCGUCAAUCUUGGACCAAUUUGGCUGUCUCGGUGUUGGACUCCGCCUCAGACUCGCAGCCAGAUAGAAGUGCCUUCCUAUCUGUUGAAUUCUUGGAGCUCCUGCUGCCCAGUACAAUCAAGGCAUUGGCGGAAACUGAUGUUGAUAUCGAGACAAUGGUAGAUGCCGCCUGCUUGAUUGUCACGCGAUCUCAUCUGUUUGCCAUAUCUCCCGAGCAGCAACAGCAUUUUCAGCGAACUCUGCUCGUUGCCGCACUACACCCAGCCGCCUCGAAUUCUCUCAGAGAAAAGCUCUAUGUCGCAAUUGCUACGCUCGUUAAUCAAGCUCUUGUCUCAAAGGAGCCUGAUCAUCUCAAGCUAUCCCACUUGGCUUUGCGUCCUUCAUGUGCCAAAACUGUCGACCAGCUGUGUCAAGGAGUAACUCAAGCUGAAGGACUAUUGCAAUUGAGCGCAUGCAUUUUGCUUGAUGCGGUCAUCACGCUCUGUGAUCUGUUUGAGCCUGGUUACAUGCCUCAAAUGCUAAUUCGUUCGAACUUAUUGAUGCAGUUGAUUAAUCACUUUGCUCGGUACCUUUUGUCUUCUGAUGCAGAUUUGGAUAUUACCGAGCGUCAGUUCGACCUUCUUCUUCGUCUGUGCAUGCAGAAGGAAUUGGCAACUGAAAUUGUACAACGCUCACAUCUCUUUGACGCGCUCAUCGCAGGCAGUGCAUCACGAACCGAUGAUAUUCACGAUUUGACCAGGGCACCAAUAGCAGUAGCGACCAUGAGGCUGGUCGCCACCUGCUGUAUUACACUGAAGCCCGCGCAGGCGCUGCAACUUCUUGACAAGUAUGAGAAGGUUCUUCGAGAUAGUGCCAUGCGCUACAAACAAGCUAUGCAACAAAAUGGACAGGAGGGGUGGACAAGCAUGGCGUCAUUAUGCAGCUUACUGGACGAGAUGAUGCAGACGAUGCGCUAAAUCUUCGCUUGAACUUUGACCGGUGCCUUGGAUUGCUCGAGGAGAUUGUCGAGAUUCUAAAAGUUAGCAAUGUAGAAACGAAGCAAGCAUACCCGGAGAAUCUCUGAUAUCUUCCUGUCAAGUGGCUCGAAAGCUGCAGUGACAAUUGCCGGCUGAUGUCUCAUGGACUGUUGAGCUACCUGAUGCCGAGCCUGGUCUUGGAUGA